GAUCAUUUCAACAAGUAAUAAAUGAAGCACAUAAAAAUGUGUCUAUUUCAGAAAGCGCAAAGUUAGAAAGGAAAAUUUAUUUAUAUCGUGCAUAUAUAGCUCAAGGAAAAUAUAAUAUCGUUAUCACAGAAAUAAAGGAAACAGAUCCUAUUGAUUUAAAGGCAGUUAAGAUUCUUGCUGUGUAUUUGCAAACUAAAAGUGGAGGGCAAGCUUCCGAUGCGAAAAAAGAAGAGGCAUUAAAAGAGCUUAAAGAAGUGAUAUUAAAUGAUGUCGCAAAUACUCUAAAUUCGACAGUUCAAAUCGUAGCAGGUUCGAUAUAUUAUAAUGAAGGACUAUUUGAAGAUGCAUUAAAAAUUUUAUCUCGGCAUAAUAAAAAUUUGGAUGUUGCAUUGAUAAUCCAAAUAUAUCUACAGUUGGAUCGUUUAGAUUUUGCUAAAAGAGAACUUGCAGCAACGAAAACUUGGGCAGAAGAUGCAAUGUUGGCACAACUCAUUGAAGCAUGGGUUGGACUAAAAACAGGAGGUGAUAAAUAUCAGGAGGCAUAUUAUAUAUAUGAAGAAAUUGCACAAUCUCCAAUAUCUAACACUGUUAAAGUGUUGAAUGGACAAGCUGUAUGUAAAAUUCACCUUGGAAAAUAUCUUGAAGCUGAAAGUUUAUUAUUGGAAGCAUUAAACAAGGAUAAUGAUGAUUCUGAUACAUUAGUUAAUUUAAUAGUGGUCUCUAACUUACUAGGAAAAUCCAUUGAAGUUAUUAAUCGUUAUAUUAAGUAA
Molecule: messenger RNA, 770 nt
Organism: Diversispora eburnea
Lineage: Eukaryota; Fungi; Glomeromycota; Glomeromycetes; Diversisporales; Diversisporaceae
Source: the annotation of a GenBank genome assembly